GAAGUUUUACAAAGUUUAUGGCAAUGGCCCCAAACCUUUCGACCUGACUCAGUUAAACUUCAAAUCCACCUGCCAGAGGUUUGUUGAGAAAUACAAUGAACUGAAGGAAGAGGGGAAGAUUGAAGAGGAGAAAUUGUUUGAAGAAACAGGAAAAGCCCUUUUAGCCAGUGGGAUCCUCUUACAGAGAAGAGGAGUGGACAAAGGUGCUGCACCCAGGGAUGCUGCCUCACAGCCCCAGCUCCAGGCUGUGCUCGGGGAGCUGCAGGACAAGAGGAAGGACGGGCAGGAGCAGCCACCAGAGCUGGCAGGGACACAGAAGGAGAGUCCCUGUCCCUCCUGACAGCGCUGUCACCUGCCAGCAGCCACCUGCAGCCCUCCUUGGGGACAUUUCCCUGAGGAACAGCAUCCUGGUGCCCUCCAGGCUCGUCCGUGGCACACCUGCUCCCCUGUGUCCAGCUCCACAUUGAUAAACUCACAGAUAAUCUUAUUUUGUUUAAUGUUCACAACUGUUUUCUGAUACCGAGUUGGAAAAUACCGAGUGUAAAAGUGGAAAAUUAAAACAUUUCCUUUAAAAUUGGA
Molecule: messenger RNA, 579 nt
Organism: Zonotrichia albicollis (white-throated sparrow)
Lineage: Eukaryota; Metazoa; Chordata; Aves; Passeriformes; Passerellidae
Source: RefSeq, a predicted model, not a curated record